This is a messenger RNA of Cololabis saira (Pacific saury), 1599 nucleotides long. Its product is annotated as transmembrane protein 150A-like. The transcript is spliced from 7 exons. The coding region runs from base 1 to 822 and encodes 273 amino acids. The record is from RefSeq and is a predicted model, not a curated record. Lineage: Eukaryota; Metazoa; Chordata; Actinopteri; Beloniformes; Belonidae.
AUGUCCCUAUGGAUGAUCCUUCCGGUCAGCCUGCCCGUCUUCACAAUCACAGGAAUAUGGGUAGUAUAUGCAUUGGCCCUCUACAACCAGCACGUCUGCCCUGUGCACAACUGGCUGUACAACGAGUCCUGCGAGGAGCCGCUCCCGCUGCAGAGAGGGCCGCUGCUGUGCUGCACGCUGGACAACAUACCGCUCAUCAGUAAAUGUGGGACUCUGCCACCUGAAAGCUGCUUUUUCAGCCUCAUAUGCAGCAUCGGCUCAUUCAUGGUGAUGCUUAUCGGCCUGCUGCGCUACGCUCACGUGAUCGAGAAGCACCAGAACUGUGUCCUCAACACGGCCGGCCUCUCCGCCGGCUGGAUCUGUGCUGCGGGGCUCAUCAUGGUGGGGAACUUCCAGGUUGACUUUGCCAAAGUCCUUCACUACAUUGGGGCUGGAGUGGCCUUCCCGUCCAGCAUGCUGUUUGCGUGCCUUCAGUCGGCUCUGACCCACAGACUGGCCAAAACCCAGGGGGAGUACCGGAUUGGCCACUUACGAGUUGGGAUGACGCUUCUGGCCCUGAUCACCCUGGUGCUCAGCGGUGUUUUCUUUUGCCAGGAGAGCUUUGCCCUGCAGCACGCCUCUGCCAUCUUUGAGUGGAUCUACUGCAUGCUCAUCAUGCUCUUCUACGGGACAUUUGCUUUCGAGUUUGGGGGCAUGUCAGGGGAUACCCUGAUGGUGCUCUCCAGAGGAGAGGGAGUGCACAGCUUCUCCAACUCUGAACAGAAGACGGAGGUCAGCGGAGGGACCAGCCACCACCAGCCCGACAGUUUGUCGAUCCUGUAGCUGAACCAGGGCGUCACUCAGACAUGGACCCACAUGGAAGAAGCCCAGUCAGGGCAGUAGCCAUAGCAACAAAGCUGUUCGCCUCAGCAGGGACAAAAAACUUCAAGACAUAUCUUGGCUGUAGCUCUGCAGACUCAACUGUAAAAACAUUGCAUAAUAUCACAAGUGCCUUUCUGAACACAGAGGCCAGCGAUGAGCUAAACUUGCACACACACCCACACCCGCAGUCCUCUUUGUUUGUUUUAAUUAUGUAACAGCUGAAUCCCUUGGUGGAAAUGCCUUUCAUUAGACCAAGCAUCAUGAAAGUGCCUGAGAAAUGUCGCUCCUUGCUGGGGCGGGUUUGGGCGUCAGUCCGAAAAGGCUCCCACCGAAACGUGUAUUGUUUUUACUCAGGAAGUUUUGUUACAUCACCAGCUUUCACAUCUUCCUUCAAGACAAAUCAAAAGAAAAAAAAACUACUAAACUCACACAAACAAUAAGAGGAUGUUCUGAUAUGUCAACAAAUGUGUUUUAACCGAAGUGGCUUAUUUCACUGACACAUUUUGGCGUGAGUAUUUCUCCUUAUUAUAAACAGCUUAUUUUCCAUUUUAACCUAUAAAAUCCACAGCAAAAAAGCCAAAGUAGGCAUGUCACAUUUCUCCUAUAAGCUCAUCUCUGACUUAUAUUCUGUUAUGCCAACAAAGCUGGAUAAUUUUUCUCAGAGAGAAUGACUUUCACAUCAGCCUUUACAAGAAGGAAUAAUCAUGCUGUAUUCAAUAACACACAAUAAAGAUCUAU